This is a messenger RNA of Durio zibethinus, 907 nucleotides long. RefSeq names its product protein RGF1 INDUCIBLE TRANSCRIPTION FACTOR 1-like. The record is from RefSeq and is a predicted model, not a curated record. NCBI's taxonomy places the organism in Eukaryota, Viridiplantae, Streptophyta, Magnoliopsida, Malvales, Malvaceae.
AUGAUAAAUAUUGAUCAAGAAACAAUUGUUAGAGAAAUCAAACAAAAAAGCAGAAGAAUCAUGGGAGGAGGAGGUCCAGAUGAUGAUGAUGAUAAAGAGGAUGUGAAGUGGCCGCCAUGGCUGCGACCACUGCUUCAAACAAGCUUUUUUGUUCAAUGCAAGCUCCAUGCUGAUGCUCAUAAGAGUGAAUGCAAUAUGUAUUGCUUGGAUUGCAUGAAUGGUUCUCUUUGUUCUCUUUGCCUUGCUUAUCACAAAGACCAUAGAGCUAUUCAGAUAAGGAGAUCUUCAUACCAUGAUGUGAUAAGGGUUUCUGAGAUUCAGAAAUACUUAGACAUAACAGGAAUUCAGACCUACAUUAUUAACAGUGCCAGGAUUGUUUUCUUGAAUGAAAGGCCACAGCCUAGGCCUGGCAAAGGUGUCACCAAUACCUGCCAAGUUUGUGAGCGUAGCCUCCUUGAUUCCUUCAGCUUCUGUUCUCUUGGUUGCAAGAUUGCUGGGACAUCCAAAAACUUCAUCAAGAGAAAGAAAAUGUCUAGGGAAACGGACGGGUCAGAUGCUGAGUCAUUGAAUGGUGUUAGCAAUGGGAGUACAAAGAGCAAACGACAAAGCUUUACGCCGUCGACGCCACCGCCAACAGCCGUGAAUUACAGGAGUGCAAAGAGGAGAAAGGGAGUUCCUCAUCGAGCUCCUAUGGGAGGUCUCAUUAUAGAAUACUAAUCAUAGUCCUUUUUCUCUCAACCGAUACAGCACGCCAAUGUCAACAUCUGAGCCUCGUGCCUUUGAGGCCGGUGUUGGUAACCAAAUUAUGCCAAUCUUAUAUUGUACAGAGAAAUGGGCAAAAAAACAAAAAAAGAAAAAGAAAAGAAAAACCAUAAUAAAAAAAAAUAAUGAAAAUGAAGGCAAAAAA